AUGCAAGUAUUUCUACAAAAAUUGAUAAAUUUUUAUUUGGAUGCAGGUAUUAAUUUUUAUAAAAAUACUUUUAUUUCUAAUUUUAAAUUAUUUUUAUUAAAAAGAUGUUGUAAACCAAAAAAUAUUACAUAGAAUUUCAGUUCAAAAUAAUUAUCAAAAAUAGAAAAUUAAAUUGAUAAAGAACUUGAUAUUUUUAGAAUUUACAAAGACAUUUUGUUUUUGAAAAAAGCUGUGUAUAUUAUGCUAAGCCAUGACCAAUUAGCAGCCUUAUAAUUAAUGGGAUGCAGUUCUAAUUUUCUUAAGUUAGAUUUAAAUCAACUAUCUGAAAGUAUAAAAAAGCAAGAUGAUGAUCUAAACUACUAUGAACAACAGUUAGCGAUAUCUUUAUCUGAUGAACUUUAGUGCUAAUUUUCUUCAAAAUUUUUAGAAAAAUGUGAAAAUAAUAAAUUAAAUUUAGAUAAGAUCGAUUUAAGAAUACUGCAAUCAAUACAAAAUGAAUUUAUUCUUUGA
This is a messenger RNA of Tetrahymena thermophila SB210, 510 nucleotides long. RefSeq names its product AMP-binding enzyme family protein. The record is from RefSeq and is a predicted model, not a curated record. NCBI's taxonomy places the organism in Eukaryota, Ciliophora, Oligohymenophorea, Hymenostomatida, Tetrahymenidae. The transcript has 2 exons.